AUGCCUUGCCCUCAACCUCGUCGUCUUCCCCCCGGCUGGAACGCCAAUGACUUUGAGCGUUUCGUGGAGUCCGUAGUCCCAAUCGUAGGGGCAGAGAACCUCGACAUCAUCUACGCAGACAAGGAGCUGGCCGAUGGAGACUACGUCAACCCGUGCAAGUCUCAUGACAUGCACGCCGUCUAUGAGAGGGACUUUUUCGUAUCGUGCGCCAUCGUCAAUCCCAGGUCUGUCCCCGAGGUCCAAGAUGUGAUGCGGCUUUGCAACCAGCUGCAGAUGCCCGUCUGGCCCUUUUCCAUUGGCCGCAACACGGGGUACGGCGGCGCAGCACCGCGAGUUCCAGGCAGUCUCGGCAUAGAACUCGGAAAGCAUUUGAACAAGGUCCUCGAGGUAAAUGUCGAUGGAGCUUACGCUCUCGUCGAGCCUGGGGUCACAUUUGCUGGUCUUUAUGAGCAUCUUGUCAAAACUGGCCUCAGCGAACACUUGUGGCUAGAUGUACCUGAUCUUGGAGGCGGCUCAAUUAUUGGGAACACUCUUGAGAGAGGUGUCGGUUACACACCUUACGGAGAUCACUUCAUGAUGCAUUGCGGUAUGGAGGUCAUUCUCCCUGACGGCACCCUCAUCCGCACUGGAAUGGGAGCGCUUCCGGACCCGUCUGGAGGGAAUUCAGACCUUCCGCCCCAUGAACAGAAGGCAAAUUCUGCUUGGCAGCUGUUCAACUAUGGAUUCGGCCCUUACAACGACGGAAUCUUUUCCCAGAGUAGCCUUGGCAUCGUUGUCAAAAUGGGAGUGUGGUUGAUGCCGAAUCCUGGAGGAUAUCAAGCCUACAUGAUCACAUUCCCUCGUGAGGAUGACCUGUCAGAAAUCGUGGAUAUUAUAAGACCGUUGCGCCUACAAACAGUCAUUCAAAAUGUGCCCACCAUUCGCAAUUUACUUCUGGACGCCGCCGUAGCUGGUAAUAAGGCUUCUUACACGAAAAAGACCGAGCCACUAUCCGAUGAAGACCUUGAUGCGAUCGCAGCCAGACUAAAUCUUGGUCGCUGGAACUUCUAUGGUGCUGUCUAUGGCCCGGAGCCUGUACGGAAAUUCUUUCUUGAUACCAUCAAGGCCGCUUUCCUAAAGGUUCCCGGCUCAAAGUUCUUCCUUGCUGAGGAUCGAACUGAACCAUACAGCGUCUUGAAGACAAGGGAGAAGACCUUGCGAGGCGUUCCUUCCCUGGACGAGCUUCGUUGGGUGAGCUGGCUACCAAAUGGUGCGCAUCUAUUCUUUUCGCCCAUCACAAAAAUUUCUGGGACGGAUGCCAAGCUCCAAUACGAGGUCACGAAGCGCAGGUUCGCAGAGGCUGGGCUCGACUUCAUUGGCACCUUCACCAUUGGUAUGCGAGAAAUGCACCACAUUGUGUGCAUUGUCUUCAACCGCGAAGACCCUCAGCAGCGCUCGAAAGCGCUAUGGCUGAUCCGGCAACUGAUCCAGGACUGUGCAGAACGUGGCUGGGGCGAGUACAGAACACAUUUGGCGUUGAUGGACCAGAUCGCAAAUACGUAUAACUUCAACAACAAUGCUCAGAUGAAGCUCAAUGAAAAAAUCAAGAAUGCGCUGGAUCCGAACGGCAUUCUUGCUCCUGGGAAAAACGGCAUUUGGCCAAAGAAGUACGACAAACGGGAAUGGGUGCUUCGAGAUGAUGAAGCAGACAUGUUGUCUAGCGAUAGGAAUCGCGUUAUAAAGAGUCACUUGUAG
Colletotrichum costaricense is the source of this 1734-nucleotide messenger RNA. RefSeq names its product vanillyl-alcohol oxidase. Gene Ontology annotation, biological process: lactate catabolic process. Bases 1 to 1734 code for a protein of 577 amino acids. The transcript has 10 exons. The record is from RefSeq and is a predicted model, not a curated record. NCBI's taxonomy places the organism in Eukaryota, Fungi, Ascomycota, Sordariomycetes, Glomerellales, Glomerellaceae. Gene Ontology annotation, molecular function: D-lactate dehydrogenase (NAD+) activity; FAD binding; D-lactate dehydrogenase (cytochrome) activity. Gene Ontology annotation, cellular component: mitochondrion.